Molecule: messenger RNA, 2858 nt
Organism: Rhinolophus ferrumequinum (greater horseshoe bat)
Lineage: Eukaryota; Metazoa; Chordata; Mammalia; Chiroptera; Rhinolophidae
Gene: WFIKKN1
Product: WAP, follistatin/kazal, immunoglobulin, kunitz and netrin domain containing 1
Exons: 2
Coding region: 1163-2812 (549 amino acids)
Biological process (GO): negative regulation of transforming growth factor beta receptor signaling pathway
Cellular component (GO): extracellular region
Molecular function (GO): receptor antagonist activity; serine-type endopeptidase inhibitor activity; transforming growth factor beta binding
Source: RefSeq, a predicted model, not a curated record
ACGUCCUGGCGUGGGGCCAGAGCUGGGCUGCAGCAGCCUCCCGUCACAGGGCGAGCUGCUUUUCUCCGGGGGCCUGGCAGGCAGCCCUCCCCAGCCUUUCCCUCCCUGAGGGGUAGGGAAGCAGAUGCUGGCGGACCACGCGGACCACGUGCUCUCUGCUGCCCCCAAAAGCUGGAACCCGGGAUCCUGAACCCUUGCGGACUUAAGUUCCUUCUUGGCCUGAGAGGGCGUGGGCAUGGAGCCAGGGGUGCAGCGUGUGACCUGGGGUGGGCCGUCCCUGAGACUCACCCCAGUCUUGAGGACCAGGGCCCACGGGUGUGAUGAACGGCUGGGGGUCAGCAGGGAUGAGGGGCAGUGCUCUGAACGCCACCCCCACACUCAGACCACGCUUCUGGCUGCCGCGUUAUAGGAGGGUCCUGGGCCUUGAGCCCCAUCCGGUCUGGCCCCGCGGCCCCCUCGCAGGGCAGACCGUGGCAUCCUCCAAAUCUGGGACAUUGCUCGGCUCUCAUUCUGACCAGACCAGGCUCUUCUUACACUGCCUCCUGGGUCAGAAGGUCAGGCACAGGGUCACGGGAUGUUUUCCAUGCAGCCUCAGCAGAUGCUCCCGGGCCCCAAGGAAGGGUUUGGAAGGGCGGGUCCUGGCAGCCCCUGCGUUUCAUCUCCCUUCCCCCUCCGUCCCGGUCCUGAACCCGGGCUGGGAGGGUCUGCGGGGCGGCUUUGAUCCCCUCAGCCCAGGGCCCGGAGGGAGGAGGGGCUCCGGUUACAGUGUCCCCUCCCCUCCCCUCUCCGGCCAGAGCCAGCCCUUCUCCGCCCUCCGUAACCCUCGUGGCCAGUGUCUCCCUGCUCCUGGGCCUCGGCCCCUCCCGAACCCAACCCCCUCUCCCUGCCCCCUGCCCUACGCUGACCAUAGAGGGGCCAGACUGGGAAGAGGCCGCGCCAGGGCGCAGAGACCCGGAACCCACCCAGCCCUUUGCACACGGGUGUUGAGACGAGCAUCUGCUCUGGGUCCAGACCUUGGGGGCCAAAGGGAAGCCUGGAGGACCAGCCCUCGCAGGGGCCCUGACUACAGGCCUGGAAGGGUGGAUGCCUGCAGGGAGCGGGGCUCGUUGGGGCCUGAGGGGCUGGCGGCCGCACACCCCCGCCCCCUGGCCCAGUGGUCCCCAUGUCGGCCCAGAGGCUGCUGCUGCCGCUCCUCCUCCUGGUUGGGCUGACCUUGGGGGCCAGCCUGCCGCAGGGGCCUGGGAGCCACCCGGGGGUGUGCCCCAACCAGCUCAGCCCCAACCUGUGGGUGGACGCCCAGAGCACCUGUGAGCGUGAGUGCGUCGGGGACCAGGACUGCGUGGCCGCUGAGAAGUGCUGCACCAAUGUGUGUGGGCUGCAGAGCUGCGUGGCUGCCCGCUUCCCCGAUGGUGGCCCGGCUAUGCCCACACUGGUGGCGUCGUGCGAGGGCUUCACGUGCCCGCAGCAGGGUUCUGACUGUGACAUCUGGGACGGGCAGCCUGUGUGCCGCUGCCGUGACCGCUGUGAGAAGGAGCCCAGCUUCACCUGCGCCUCAGACGGCCUCACCUACUACAAUCGCUGCUACAUGGACGCCGAGGCCUGCUUGCGUGGCCUCCGCCUGCACGUCGUGCCCUGCAAACAUAUCCUCAGCUGGCCCCCCAGCAGCCCAGGGCCUCCCGAGACCACUGCCCGCCCGACGCCUGGGGACACCCCGGUGCCACCAGCCCUCUACAGCAGCCCUUCCCCCCAGGUGGUUUAUGUGGGGGGCACUGCCAGCCUCCACUGCGAUGUCAGCGGCCGCCCGCCACCCGCUGUGACCUGGGAGAAGCAGAGUGACCAGCGGGAAAACCUGAUCAUGAGGCCAGACCAGAUGUACGGCAAUGUGGUGGUCACCAGCAUAGGACAGCUGGUACUCUACAACGCCCGGCCUGAGGACGCCGGCCUCUACACCUGCACCGCACGCAACGCUGCCGGCCUGCUGCGGGCCGACUUUCCGCUCUCCGUGGUCCAGCGGGAGCCGGCCAGGGACAAGGCCCCCACCGCCUCCGCCCUGGCUGAGUGCCUGCCUAACACGCAGGUCUGUGCCAGCCCCGCCUCCAGCCAUGUGCUCUGGUACUUUGAUCCACAGCGGGGCAGUUGCAUGACCUUCCCAGUUGGCAGCUGUGAUGGGAGCACCUGGGGCUUUGAAACCUACGAGGCGUGCCAGCAGGCCUGUGUCCGCGGCCCUGGGGACACCUGCGUGCUGCCGGCCGUGCAGGGCCCCUGCCAAGGCUGGGAGCCACGCUGGGCCUACAGUCCGCUACUACAGCAGUGCCACCCCUUUGUGUAUGGCGGCUGUGAAGGCAACAGCAACAACUUCGAGAGCCGAGAGAGCUGUGAGGACGCCUGCCCUGUACCGCGCACACCGCCCUGCCGGGCCUGCCGCCUCAGGAGCAAGCUGGCGCUGAGCCUGUGCCGCAGUGACUUCGCCAUUGUAGGGCGGCUCACCGAGGUGCUGGAGGAGCCCGAGGCAGGCGGCAGCAGCAUCGCCCGCGUGGCCCUAGACGACGUGCUGAAGGACGACAAGAUGGGCCUCAGGUUCUUGGGCACCAAGUACCUGGAGGUGACGCUGAGCGGCAUGGACUGGGCCUGCCCCUGCCCCAAUGUGACCGCCGGGGACGGCCCACUGGUCAUCAUGGGUGAGGUGCGAGACGGGGUGGCCGUCCUGGACGCUGGAAGCUACGUCCGUACUGCCAGCGAGAAGCGCAUCAAGAAGAUCUCAGAGCUCCUGGAGAAGAAGGCUUGCGAGCUGCUCAACCGCUUCCAGGACUAGCCCUGCCCACCCCGCGCUCUGCCUGCCCCUGCCCUCCAGAGCCCCC